This is a messenger RNA of Cyclopterus lumpus (lumpfish), 6459 nucleotides long. It is a transcript of the gene zmym2, whose product is annotated as zinc finger, MYM-type 2. Gene Ontology annotation, molecular function: zinc ion binding. The transcript is spliced from 26 exons. The coding region runs from base 198 to 4433 and encodes 1411 amino acids. NCBI's taxonomy places the organism in Eukaryota, Metazoa, Chordata, Actinopteri, Perciformes, Cyclopteridae. The record is from RefSeq and is a predicted model, not a curated record.
GAACGAGCUGUCCUUUAGUAUCUAAGAGGUGUGCAUCCAGGCCUGGGCCGGUGGCUGCGCAUUACGCAUCCCCUCUGGCAUCAGCCUUUAGAGAUCUGUCCGUGUUUAUUAGUCUCUCUGCGCCAGUUGCGCAAACAGCAGCUGCGCGCCUCCAACCUUGUGACCUGCUUUGGGGGGAGGAGAAGAAAACAACAUGGAUGUCCCUUUGCGUACACACUGAGGUGGAGGUGGUUGCUUUAGCGAUGGACGGGGAGCCACAACCAAUCCCUGCCGUGGCAGAAGAGGCAGCAGGGGAGCGGGUGGAGUCCAUGGAUGCCACUCCCUCCCCCGAGCAAGCGGCUGCACCCCCCUCAGAGGAGGUUGGUGAGGCAGUUUCCAUGGAAGAAGAAGAGGAGGAGGAAGAAGGGGACAAAGCCAUGAAGGAGGAAGAUGACGAUGAUGUGGUCCUCGUAGGGGAGGAGGACCCCCAGCCUUCUGCCGCCACCCCAGACUGCCUUGAGCCGGCCGAGACUGAGGACAUGUCCACGGUGGUAAUGAGCCCGGGAUCCCCCGCGUCUUCCAGCCCGUCCCCGGCGGUGCCCGCCAAACCUCCCGCUGCAGAAGCGGAGCCCAUCAUCAUCGACGACGAAGAGGAUGUCGGCGGCGCCGAGCAGCGAGACGCCUCGUCCUGCGGGUCGUGCUCGCCGGGUGCGCUCAGCAGCACCGAGCCGGAAUCGGAGAUCAGGAUCGCCAGCGUCACCACGCUGGGCUCCGGCGGUCGGGUAGGAGGCUCCGCCGGUUCGCCGCCGCGUCCGGUGGACGACAAGGAAGACAUGGCGCUGGUGAUUACCUCGGUGACGUCACUGCAGGGCAGAAUGUUGCUGGAAGGUGACGGCCAUGUGGAGGAAAACGGCCUCCAGAUCGGUAGCGCGUUCAGCCUGAUCCCCGACACCCCGCCUGGUCGACCGCCCGCCUCCUUCAACCCCGGGAGGGGCUCUGGCCCGGCGGGCCAGCUGGUGCAGAACGGAGACACGGGGACGCACAACAGAGCAGACUCGUGGAUCUCCCAGUCGGCUUCAGUCCCCCGCAACCAGAAGCAGACGGGGGUGGACUCUCCGUCGCCGGCCUCCUCCCUCCCCAAACCUCCAGGCCCGUCUUCCUCGUCUACUUCCUCCUCGGGCUCGCAGCCACAGCCCAGGACCGUCAAGGUGACCUGUGCCAACUGUAAGAAGCCUCUGAAGAAAGGCCAGACGGCCUACCAGCGCAAAGGCUCCACCCACCUGUUCUGCUCCACCACCUGCCUCUCCGCCUUCUCACACAAACCCGCCCCCAAGAAGAGCUGCACCAUGUGCAAGAAGGACAUCACGAACAUGAAGGGCACCAUCGUGGCCCAGGUGGACUCCAGUGAGUCCUUCCAGGAGUUCUGCAGCACCGGCUGCCUCGGCGCCUACGAGAACAAGCAGAACCCGCCCAAAUCGGGGCUGAAGACCAAAUGCACCGUCUGCGGCAAGCUCACAGAGAUCCGCCACGAGGUUAGCUUUAAGACCGUGACCCAUAAGAUCUGCAGCGACACGUGUUUCAACGUUUACCGCCGGGCCAACGGCUUGAUCAUGAACUGCUGCGAGCAGUGUGGCGACUACCUGCCCAGCCGAGCCUCGGCCAACCACUUCCUGCUGGUGGACGGCCAACAGAAACGCUUCUGCUGCCAGAACUGCAUCAGGGAGUACAAGCAGGCUCACAGUAAACUGGCGACCUGCCUGACUUGCAAAACGCUGAUCAAGACCGGCGAGGUUCUGCACAGCCUGGGUGCGGCCGGCACCAUGGGCUCGUACUGCGCCGUCACCUGCAUGAACAAGGGCAAGCUGGCGUCCACCUCCUUCAUCAACACGGAGCCGUCGUGUCACUUCUGUAAGAGGAACUCGUUACCGCAGUACCAGGCCACGCUGCCAGAGGGAAACAUCCUGAACUUCUGCAGCUCACCGUGUGUUGCCAAGUUCCAGAACGCUGCUCUUCAAACGACCACCAACGGACAGACGGCGCUCUCCACGACAGCCAACGCCACCGCCGUCCAGCUGAAGUGUAACUAUUGCCGAGGAGCGUUCAGCCUGAAGCCCGAGACUCUUGAGUGGGAGGACAAAGUGUACCAGUUCUGCAGCAAGACGUGCUGCGAGGACUACAAGAAGCUGCACUGCAUCGUGACGUUCUGCGAGUACUGCCAGGAGGAGAAGACGCUGCACGAGAUGGUCAAGUUCUCCGGAGUCAAGAGGCCUUUCUGCAGUGAAGGCUGUAAGCUGUUAUUCAAGCAGGACUUCAUUAGGCGCUUGGGUCUGAAGUGCGUCAGCUGCAACCACUGCAACCAGCUGUGUAAGAGAGGUCUGACCCGGCAGCUCGGCGGCAUGACGCGGGACUUCUGCAGCGAGGCCUGCGCCAAGAAGUUCAACGACUGGUACUUCAAGGCGCUGAGGUGCGACUGCUGCAAGGUUCAGGGGAACCUGACAGAGUCGGUGAUGUGGAGAGCGGAGAUGAAGCACUUCUGUGACCAGGAGUGUCUGCUGAAGUUCUACUGCCAGCAGAACGAGCCCAUCAUGGUCACGCAGAAGGGCCCCGAGAACUCCACCCUGGGGUAUGAAAUGCAAGGGGCCAAACUCGGGCUGGUGAGCCAGGGCACGGUGGCGUACGCCGCCGGGGGUUUGAUGAGGGACGUCAAGAACAAGGCCGUGCUCUGCAAGCCGCUGACGCUGACCAAGGCCACGUACUGCAAGCCUCACAUGCAGAGCAAACUCCUGCAGACAGAUGUAGACGAUGGUGUGAAGAGGGAGUAUAUUCCUGUACCCAUACCCGUGCCUGUCUUCAUCCCCAUGCCCAUGAAUAUGUACGCUCAGAUCACUCCCAGUCUGGUCUCUCUGCCUGUUCCGAUUCCGGUCCCCGUGUUCCUGCCCACCACCCUGCAGGGGGCGGAGCGGAUCCUCCAGACCAUCAAGGAGCUGAAGAACGAUGUGCCCUCCGACCCUGUGGAGGCCGACCUGCUCUCCCUGGCUGAGAUGAUCGCGGAGGACCAGAAGCCAGAUGUGAAGCUGGUGACGGUAAAGACGGAGUGCAGAGUGGAGGAGGUCUCCAGCUGCAGCUCUGAGGAAGAGGAAAAGCAGGCCGCCGAGGAAGAGGAGAAGCAGGCCGCCGAGGAAGAGGAGAAGCAGGCCGCCGAGGAAGAGGAGAAGCAGGCCGCCGAGGAAGAGGAGAAGCAGGCCGCCAAGGAAGAGGAGAGGCAGCAGCAGCAGGAGGAGGAAGAGGAGGAGAAGUACGAGCCCGAGCUGGACCUGGAGGCCGACUUCCCUCAAGCCUCAGACCCGGUCCCAGACCUGGAGGGGAUGGACGAGGACUCGGGCUUCUCUCUACCGCCCGUCCUGGCCGAGGAGUCGGCCCCUCGCCCUCAGCCCAGGAGACAAGGCAACAAGAGGCGGGCACUGGAGGAGGGCUCGGAUCAGGCCUGGCCCACUUCCUCCCGUCCCGCAGACGGACGGUCGCUACCUCUCAAAGCUCGCUACGGCGUCAACGCCUGGAAGCGCUGGGCGCUGUCUCCUCCGGACCAAUCAGAAGACACCAAAGUAAACGCCGGCCCCAAACCUGCUCGCUCUAACGGCAACCUGUUGUCGCUGAGCUCCGAGGAGCUGAGCGCGGCUCUGUCGCGGUUCGUCAGGGAGGUGUGCCGACCCAGCGGGGAGCGCUACUCGCCAGACAGCAUCCUCUACCUCUGUCUGGGGAUCCAGCAGCACCUUCAUGCCAAAGGCCGGACGGACGACGUGUUCAGUGACCCGAGCUACCAGCCGUUUGGAGAGGAGCUCAACAAGGUGCUGAAGGACUGGCAGCCCAGCGUGCUUCCUGACGGCUCCCUGUGGGGCCGGGUGGAGGAGCGGAGUCUGUGGAGCAGCCGGCAGCUCGGGGAGCAGAGUCCGGCCGCUCUGCUGCGCUCGCUGGUCUACCUGAACACCAAAUACUUCGGGCUGCGCACCGUGGAGCAGCACCUCCGCCUGUCCUUUGCCAACGUCUACGGCCCCGACACCGUCCACCCCGUCACCAAGGAGGCCGCCGUGUGCAUCCGCGUGCCUUCAGUCUCUCAGGACCACCACGUUCAAACGGAGUCGAAGAAGAGGAAGCUCCGCCCGCUGGACGGCGACUCAGGAGGCUCGAGCGUUCGAUGCCCGGUUAAGAAGCACGAGUGUCACCUGUACGACCUCUACAGAUCCAAGUGCCCGCCGUUGUUGCGGCAGCGUCUGGAUGUCUUCUACGUUCAGCCGGAUCCCGCCUCCGGGCCCGACGACCCGCUGCAGUUCAGCACCACACCGCUGGAGCGACAGAUCCUGGAGAGCCUCCUCACCAGAGUCCUCCUGGUCAGGGACGUUUAUACGGACAAGCAGCGGCAGGAGGAGGAGGAGGGGGGGGGAGACGGGGCAGAGUAGCAGCCACUUUGACUUCCCUGAACUGUCAGCUGGGGAGGAGGAGGAGAGCCACGUGUGUCCUCCUCCUGGUGAGGAGCGUCCACAACAGGAUGAAGAGCAGCCCAAACUGUUACUUUGCUAAGGGAGGGGGGGGGGCAAUGAGAUCUUUUUUAGUAAGAGCUUUUUGUUCUUGUGGUGGAAACGGAUCCCAGAUCAGAAGAACAAUAUUAAAACUUGGCACACAACCACGCUUUGACAAAGAUCGUCAAGAAGGGAGGGGGCCGAUUAUGCUUAACCUCCUUCUUACCAUCGCUCUGAAGGGGGAGGGGCUUUGAGGUUUCAAGAGUGCAUAGGAGGAGGGUAGUGAGAGGCUGAUGACGUUUCCCAGCAGCUGAUUGGUCGAUACGGCAUCUAUUUUAAGGCGAGCAGUUUGUGGAGAGGAAAAAAAUAGAAACUUGCGUAGAUUUAUUUUUGGGGGCCAAUCAAAGGCUUUACAUUUCAGAUUUCUACUAUAAAUCAGAAUUAUUAAACACUAAUAGACAUGAGUUUCUAAAUACUGCUGAAGUUUGUUGAUAUGAGUUUCUCCACAAACACAGGUCAUACAUGGUAAUAAAUGACAGGUGGUUUAAAUAAAUCUAAAGCGUGAUCAGACUCGUCCGCGGUGGCCUUAAAGCGUUCAGCUGGACGUCGUGUUGUAAACGUGACGUCUUUUCCCUGAAAGAUGGGAUUUGUGUCUUGAACGCAGCUUCCUCCCCCUCCCAGACUGGUUUCACUCAUUCUAUAACUGGGCUGCUUUUCCUUCCACGUCAUCAUGAUCUGCUCUCGGGCGACGCCACCACGGAGGGCUUCAGGAAGUCAGGGCUGAUCCCAGGUCUGUACCGAGGGGCCCGCCACCCCCUCACAGGGACCCCUCACCGACAUGCUGCAUCUCUUUACUGGACUUUAGGGGAACCUUCAUUCAUGCGAUGUAGCAUUACGAGCGUAUGAAGUUUUUUGAAGUGUAAAUAUCUCCUGAAAUGAAAACCACCGCCACCCACUGAAACCGUCAGCUUGAAUAAAAACACGUCCCCCUUCCCCGAAGCCUUUUAGUUAUAUAUAUAUUUAUUUAUAUAUAUAUAUAUAUAUAUACAUUUAUAUAUAUAUAAAUAUAAAAGACUGGUUAUUUAUUUAACAUUUUAUUAGUUUGGUUGUAUCCUCUGUCGGAAUUUUUAUGGGUGACGCUUCCGCGACCACAGCCCGCUGCGGCCCCUCGCCUUAUUUAUAUAAAUAAAUGCGAUAAACAUGGACAGACUCAAUUUUCCGUUCUCUUUUUUUUUUUUUUUGUAUCCCGUGUUUCUGGCUUUCGGUUUCCUUUUUUAAACUUUCUGUUUAGUUUAAAAACUGAGCAUUUCUAGCACAAAGCAAAAGCUUUUAUUGUGUAAAUGAUUGGGUUGGACAACAACAUUUUUUUUGGCCUUUUAUGAUUUCAUGUUUUACACUUUCAUUGUUUAUUUAUUUUUUUAUUUAUGUGGUUAAAAUCCUGUGAGUUAUAAAUUUGGAGAACGUGUCAGUGUAAAAUCAAUUGAAGGAAUAUUUCUUGAUGUGUUUUUUUUUUUUUUUUUUCUCCGUCUGUUUUCAUUCAAAUAGGAAAAAUAUUCUUGAUGUACAAAUGUAGUGCGCACCCCCUCCAGAUGAUGAGUUUAAGGCAGAUUUUUAAAAUGAAAACACUAUUUUAUCUAAAGAUCAGUUCUUGUUAUUUUGUCCACUCGUCUGGAAGUGCAGUGUAAUAUUUCAAGCAGAUUCAGAGGGAGAAUCUGAUCUGGUUUCUGACACCUUUUUUAAAAUCGGCCCUGGAUCAGGAGACCCUGUUUUUUCAUUAUUAUUUUCCCCUGUUGGACUCGAGAGGCAGCGACCGGACCUCCGGUGGAUGCUGUUUCUGGCUUUGAUGCCUAACGUGAAUGUGCCUCUGUAAAUACUGAAAGUGAGUGAUUGUGAGUCUGAUGCUUUGUGUGUGGGCUGACCUGCUGAUAUGGUCAUGUUAAAUAAAUGAUUUCCUUUUCUAACCAGA